This is a messenger RNA of Prorocentrum cordatum, 529 nucleotides long. The record is from the annotation of a GenBank genome assembly. NCBI's taxonomy places the organism in Eukaryota, Dinophyceae, Prorocentrales, Prorocentraceae.
CCGACCCACGCCUCCCAUCGAUUCAGGAGAAUCGAUGAUUUGUGGGGGUAGGGUCCUGGUCGCCGCCUAGCGAGAGGCGCGUGCUUUUGGGAACGCCUUCCUUUGCUCAACGCAGGUGCAUGUGGAGUUCAAAGCGGGCCAGUGCAAGUGGGAUGGGCGGAUCGUCACGUCGGCCAAGACGAAGGGCAAGGUGGUUCUAGUCUCGACCGAGGAUGAUGGCCUCAUGCAUUUUCAGUGGUUCGACCGCGAGAAGAACGAGACGUCUGUCGACCUCAUCGUGAUCAAUGACGCCUACUUCGAGAAGAUCGAGAAGUGCAAGGACGGGCGCGUGUACAUCCUGCGCUUCACCUCAAGCGACAAGAAACUCUUCUUCUGGAUGCAGGAUCUUCGCCGAAGGAGGACGGCGACGCGGAGCUCAUCAAGAAGUUCAACGAGGCCGUCGGCGCCACGAUCCCGGAGAAGGGCGCCCGGGGGGCGGCGCCCGCGGCUGGCGCGGGGGCUUCCGCGCCGGGCGUCAACCCGGAGCUGA